Cryptomeria japonica (Japanese cedar) is the source of this 1995-nucleotide messenger RNA. Its product is annotated as sesquiterpene synthase Cad. NCBI's taxonomy places the organism in Eukaryota, Viridiplantae, Streptophyta, Pinopsida, Cupressales, Cupressaceae. Gene Ontology annotation, molecular function: magnesium ion binding; terpene synthase activity. The transcript is spliced from 11 exons. The coding region runs from base 56 to 1822 and encodes 588 amino acids. The record is from RefSeq and is a predicted model, not a curated record. Gene Ontology annotation, biological process: diterpenoid biosynthetic process.
GUCAAGCCUAUCAAGAGUCACUCGCUUAAAGCUUCAUUGCAUAUAGAUAUCUAUCAUGGCAGAAGUGUUUGAAACUUCUAGUAUUUCAGCAUCUUCCAAAUUAGGAGCUGAUGAAGAUUGCAUCACUCGUCGGAAAGGAAAUCAUCACCCUAAUUUGUGGAGCGACGAUUUCAUACAGUCUCUUAGUUCUCCAUAUGAAGAUUCCUCAUACUAUGAGCAUAGGGAAAUACUAAUUAAUGAGAUUCAUGAUAUGUUUUCUAAUGGAGAAGAACACUUUAGUCUACAUGAAAGGAUUUUGUUUGUUGAUGUUCUACAACGCUUGGGAAUAGAUCGACAUUUUCAAGAGGAAAUAAAAAUGAUGCUUGACAAUAUUUACAAGUAUUGGAAUCAUAACAUUAUUGGUGAUCUCAACAUGAUGGCUCUAGGAUUUCGGAUACUACGAUUGAAUAGAUAUGAUGUUUCCUCAGAUGUUUUUCAAAAAUUUAAAGCUGAAGAAGGCCAAUUCUUUGGGUUUGGAUCUAGCCAUGAAGAUACAAAAUUAGCAAUUAUGUUGAAUUUAUAUAAAGCUUCAGAGCUAGAUUUUCCUGAUGAAAAAAUCUUAAAAGAAGCUAGAGUUUUUGCAUCUACAUACCUACAACGGGCUAUGAAGGAAUAUGGUGACAUAAAAGAAAAGAAAAAUCCACUUUUGAUAGAGAUUGAAUAUUCUAUGAAAUAUGCUUGGAGAUCUAGGAUUCCAAGAUGGGAGGCUUGGAACUUUAUUCAGAUAUUUGAACAACAAAUUUACAAUGGUUCAUUUGCCAAUAACAUUUAUAAGAUUCCAAACACAUAUAGCCAAAAGCUAUUGGAACUAGCAAUUUUGGACUUCAAUAUUUUACAAGCUCAACAUCAAUCUGAAUUGAAAUUAGUGUCCACAUGGUGGAAAAAUUCAAGUGUAAUUCAACUUGAUUUCUUUCGGCAUCGUCAUGUGGAAUUUUACUUUUGGUGGGCUUCCUCAUUAUUUGAACCGGAGUUCAACACAAGUAGAAUUGGUUUUACAAAAUUGGCUACCAACAUUUCCCUCAUUGAUGAUACUUAUGACACUUAUGGGAUCAUUGAUGAGUUGCGAUCAUUCACAACAGCCUUAAUAAGAUGGGAUAUUUCCACAAUUGAGAAUCUUCCAGACUAUAUGAAAAUCGCAUUCAAAUUUUCAUACCAGAUACACAAGGAAGUUGCAAGUGAAGCUGAAAGAAAGCAUGGUUCUUUUGUUCACAAAUACAUUCAAUCUUGUUGGAAGAGUUUUAUCUCAUCUUAUAUGCAAGAAGCAGAAUGGAUAGCUUCUAAUCAUACACCAGGUUUUGAUGAAUAUCUAAUGAAUGGGACAAAAAGUAGUGGCAUGAGAAAUCUAUUGGUCCAUUCAUUAAUACUAAUGAACAUUCCAUUAUCUGAUGAGAUGUUGGCACAACUUGAUAUCCCAUCAUCAAAGUUGCAAGAUCUUGUAUCAUUGACUACACGACUAGUGGAUGAUAUCAAAGAUUUUGAGGAUGAGAAAGCUCGUGGAGAGACAGCCUCAAGCAUCGAGUGUUAUAUGAAAGACAACCCUGGUUCUACAAGGGAAGAUGCUUUAAACUAUAUCACAAAUUAUAUUGAGAGUUGUGUACAAGAGUUAAAUAAGGAGUUUCUCAAGCCUUCAAAUAUACCAGAUUAUUGUAGGAACCUAUAUUUCAAUGCUGGAAUGCGAGGUAUAUUUUUCUUAUUCAAGGAUGUUGAUGGUUUAACAUUUUCUCAUCACAAGGAGAUACAAGAUGCAAUAACAAAGAUUCUGGUGGAACCAAUCAUACCAUAGACUAGAAUUUAGAUUAUGUAGUAUAAUUAGUAUCAUGUCCCCAAAAAUGCUACUUAAAACACUUUUUAAAAUGUGGACUAUCUCUCAUUAUAGUUUGGAUGAGAGUAUUGAUUGAUAUCUCAUUGUAAUAUUAUGAAUCCUAUUUUCAAUGUCAGAUAGAACAUUAUAAUUAA